GAUGCACCACAUCACUUGCCUUCCUGAUUUCAGUUUGUCCCCCAGGCGUAGAGACCAGGGACCCUGCUUGGUAGGUGCUGGAGUGGGCUCAGAGAGGGUCAGCCCACUGAGGAGUUCUCAAGGUCCCUGAAGAGUCCAAGGUUUGAGAGCUUCCCUGAGAAGCUCCCCCAGUGCUCUCCUGCCCCAAGGAAACUCCUGAUCACAUCUCACAUUUGGGAAGCUCUAGAAGAGGGUGUCCUGUCUGCUGGGAAGAAAAGUAGUACCUCCCCGUCUUUAGGACUCGGUCUGGGGUCCUUCAGAUCCUCUCCUGGGCAUAGGACUCCCAUUGUUCCAGCCCCCCUCUUGUACCCCAGACUGGCCAAACCGGUUCUGGGGAAGGGGGGCGGGGAGCAGGCACGUUGAGACAGCCGCCCGCCCGCCUGCCUGCCUGCAAGGUUCCCUCCGCCUUCACCUCCCCCCUUCCCUGCCCCACACAAUACCCAGGAGCUUGCAUUGCCCGGGCUCAGGGGCCAUGCUGACAUCGCCCCCUGAGGACCUGGCUGCAACCCCAGAGCCCCCAGGGUGGCCCGGAGCCCUGGACCGUGCCGGAGGCUGGACGGAGCUCCCCAGCUGAGGCCCAGGUGAGGGGCAGAGCAAAAGAGGAAUGGACUGUGGGCCGCCUGCCACCCUCCAGUCCCACCUGGCUGGGCCACCUGGUACUGCCCGCCACCCAGUAGCUGUAUGCCAGCAGGAGAGUCUAUCCUUUGCGGAGUUGCCCACCCUGCAGCCCCCAAGCCCUGUGUGUCUGGAUCUCUUUCCUGUCACCCCAGAGGAGCUGCAGGCUCCUGGCAGCCGCUGGUCCCUGGGGACCCCUGCUCCUCUCCAAGGGCUGCUAUGGCCACCGUCCCCAGGAGUCCCAGACACCGAGACUGCUACCAGUGGGGGGAUGCGGCCCAGCAGGGCUGGCAGCUGGCCACACUGUCCUAGUGCCCAGCCCCCAGCUCUGGAGGGACCCUGGAGUCCCCAGCACCCCCAGCCACAGCGCCGGGCCAGCCAUGGCUCAGAGAAGAAGUCAGCCUGGCGCAAGAUGCGGGUGUACCAGCGUGAAGAGGCCCACGCCGUCUUCCUUGAGCCUGGCCAGGUGGCAGAGCAGUCCCUGGGCACAGAGGAGCCUAGGUCACUAGAGCUGUCUGGGCCCAGCCGAGUGGGCCUCGAGGGGCCUGAGCGGAGGCGCUUUUCUGCCUCUGAGUUGAUGACCCGGCUGCACUCUUCCCUGCGCCUGGGGCGGAAUUCAGCAGCCAGGACACUGACCCAAGGGUCAGGCACUGGAGCACCUCGGGAAGGGAAAGCAUCUGGAAGGGAGUCGCACAGCGUAGAGAUGAAGGCAGACGUCGUGGCAAUGGCAGCCCCUGUGGACCCGGGCACGGGCCAUGGCAGCUGGUCUGAGUCCAGGCUGGAAUCGCAGGAAGAGCCGGCUCUGGGUUCCAGAAGUGCCAGCGAGCGACGACAGUCACGGUUCCUCCUUAACUCCGUCCUCUACCAGGAAUACAGCGACGUGGCCAGUGCCCGCGAACUGUGGCGGCAGCAGCGCGAGGAGGAGGGCCCCGGGGAGGAGGCCGAGGGCGCGGAGGAGGGGCCCGGGCCACCGCGCGCCAACCUCUCCCCGAGCAGCUCCUUCCGGGCGCAGCGCUCCGCGCGAGGCUCCACCUUCUCCCUGUGGCAAGACAUCCCCGAUGUGCGAGGGAGCGGCGUCCUGGCCACGCUGAGCCUGCGCGACUGCAAACUGCAGGAGGCCAAGUUUGAGCUGAUCACGUCCGAGGCCUCAUACAUCCACAGCCUAUCGGUGGCCGUGGACCACUUCUUAGGCUCAGCUGAGCUGAGUGAGUGUCUGGGGGCGCAGGACAAACAGUGGUUGUUCUCCAAACUGCCUGAGGUCAAGAGCACCAGCGAGAGGUUCCUGCAGGACCUGGAGCAGCGACUAGAGGCAAAUGUACUGCGCUUCAGUGUAUGCGACAUUGUACUGCACCACUGCCCAGCCUUCCGUCGUGUCUACCUGCCCUACGUUACCAACCAGGCCUACCAGGAGCGCACCUACCAGCGCCUGCUCUUGGAGAACCCCAAGUUCCCUGGCAUCCUGGCUCGAUUAGAAGAGUCUCCCGUGUGCCAACGUCUGCCCCUUACCUCCUUCCUCAUCCUGCCAUUUCAGAGGAUCACCCGCCUCAAGAUGCUGGUGGAGAACAUCCUGAAGCGGACAGCACAGGGCUCUGAAGAUGAAGACAUGGCCACCAAGGCCUUCAAUGCACUCAAGGAGCUGGUGCAAGAAUGCAAUGCCAGCGUGCAGUCCAUGAAGAGGACAGAGGAGCUCAUCCACCUGAGCAAGAAGAUCCAUUUUGAGGGCAAGAUCUUCCCACUGAUCUCUCAGGCCCGCUGGCUGGUGCGGCACGGGGAGCUGGUGGAGCUGGCACCACUGCCUGCCGCCCCGCCAGCCAAACUGAAGCUGUCCAGCAAGGCGGUCUACCUGCACCUCUUCAACGACUGCUUGCUUCUCUCCCGGCGGAAGGAGCUGGGGAAGUUUGCCGUUUUUGUCCAUGCCAAGAUGGCCGAGCUGCAGGUGAAGGACCUGAGCCUAAAGCCCCAAGGCAUCCCUGGCCACGUGUUCCUCCUUCAGCUUCUCCACGGGCAGCACGCGAAGCACCAGUUCCUGCUGAGGGCGCAGACGGAAAGUGAGAAGCAGCGAUGGAUCUCUGCCAUGAGCCCCUCCAGCCCCCAGGAGGACAAGGAGGUCAUCAGCGAGGGGGAAGACCGCCCCCAGGUUCAGUGUGUCAGGACAUACAAGGCACUGCAGCCAGACGAGCUGACCUUGGAGAAGACUGACAUCCUGGCAGUGAGGACCCGGACCAGUGACGGCUGGCUGGAGGGGGUCCGCCUGGCAGAUGGCGAGAAGGGGUGGGUGCCCCAGGCCUACGUGGAAGAGAUCAGCAGCCUCAGUGCCCGCCUCCGAAACCUUCGGGAGAAUAAGCGGAUCACCAGUGCCACCAGCAAACUCGGGGAGCCUCCUGUGUGAUGGACAGCCAUGGCCUGGGACACCAGUUCCACGCCUGGCUCCUGGACAGGUCUGGAGGGGGCCUAUAGUGUCUCUGUGCCCCAAGCCACUGCUGCUGGGACUUCUGCCCUGUGGCCGGGCAUUGAGAGUACAGCUGUCCUCACGCUUCUUGGUGUCCACUCUCCAGGGCUGGGGGUGGGGUGGCAUAGGGUCCACAACAGGUGACCUGAUAUCCGGCAAAGACUGAGGCCCUCUGCCUUCCAUGUCCUUGACGCUGCCUGACUCCUGGUCCCUUUACCAGGGGUCUGGCGAGGAAAGGCUCUGGUACUAAUGGGUCCUGCAGCUGUAUGUAUCGGGGUCUUCUGGCCAGAGCCUGCGUGGGCCCUGGUUACUACUUGUCUGUAAAUAAACUCCCAUCAUGUCUUUGCUUGGA
Artibeus jamaicensis (Jamaican fruit-eating bat) is the source of this 3455-nucleotide messenger RNA. RefSeq names its product Rho guanine nucleotide exchange factor 19 (gene ARHGEF19). The record is from RefSeq and is a predicted model, not a curated record. NCBI's taxonomy places the organism in Eukaryota, Metazoa, Chordata, Mammalia, Chiroptera, Phyllostomidae. Gene Ontology annotation, biological process: activation of GTPase activity; regulation of actin cytoskeleton organization. Gene Ontology annotation, molecular function: guanyl-nucleotide exchange factor activity; protein binding. The coding region runs from base 644 to 3043 and encodes 799 amino acids. The transcript has 16 exons.